AUGGCGAGCACUUUCAUGUACAGCACGGUGUGGAAGUUUCUUGAGCCUGAUGAGCUGAUCACCAUGUUCGAUGAGAUGGUUCAAGACGCGAAUGCCAGAUGCACAUACAUGUCGGACAAGCAGGUGGGCACAGCUUCAUGUCGUCUCUUCUCACUCCUGUACACCACUGACGAAGACNNUCAGAUGUUCCGCAUUGAGUUUCCAGAGCCCGGACAUGAACAGGCUUACUUCAAGUUCGUGGAUUUGUGCAACAACUACAUUGACCAGCACCAAGACGGCCCUCAGGAUGCCAUGAGCGACCCCAAGAUCUUUCGCCCGGCCGAGACUGGUGGAAAUGCAAACGCCGAGGAUGAACUUGACGAUCUAUUGAGGGAAGACGACGACAUCUUGCUUGACGAACCUCUUAUUGAUGUUGGUGGUCUCUCGUCCGACUACGAAGACGAGAACAAGCCCUUCUGGAGUCCUAAGAAUCCAAGCACGAACAUCGCACUUGUUCUACCAGACAGGGUUUUGCAAGAGGUUGCUCAAGACACUGCAUGCUCCUUGGAGAUGAGUGUCGAGAAGGCGUACGUCUCGAUCACCAACGCAACUGCCAGCAAGAUCCAAAUAAUCAUUAAGAAGCUGGACAACAUCGAGCGAAACUCGCACCGCCCACGAUUCGACUCGCAUCUCAUGCGUACGGAGAAAGAGCGCGAUCCUCUCCUACAACUCCAUCGUCUGCAGCACCUGAAAGAUGGACUGUUGUUGCAAACAUUGACUCCGGACGAAAAGAGGACUAGAGACAUGCUACCUCGUCAACGUGUGCUAUGCUUGAUGCGUCCAGAUGUCAACAACGAUCGACUGCGCAUCUUCAGUACCCGGCCUUCCAACUACGCUCACGACGCAGCACUGGUCCAGAGAUGGGCGUCCAUACCACUUCCGCACUUCAUCAGAGAAGGCAUGCAUGACCCCCUAGUGACCUUCGUUGACAAUUCCGUCGAGGAGUGGGUGCAGGGUACCAUUGAUUCUGCGCCUGAGGAUGGCGACCUGUUGAGUGGCGGUAUCGAGACUCUUGAUCUCGGUGAGGACAAUGAAGCACUCAGACCCGUGCCAGCACCUCUCAGACAGCAGGCCGAGCGUUCUGUUCAGGAUCUUGGGUUCCCCGAAGAGACUGAUUCUGAAGGUCGUCCGAAUUCGAGUCUGCUGACUGACGCCGAGGUCCGUCCAGAGUCAAGUUUCCUUAUCGACUACGAGGGUCGUCCACCAUCGCUGUCCCAAGCUGUCCACCGUGAGGAUCCCAUCUACCCCCAUGCCCCUAGGUCUGUCGAUCUUGGUUCCGCUGUUUCAUCAGGCCCUGUUGAGUCGUUGCAGACUAGGAUGGCAUCUGGAAUUAGAUUCGCAGAUAGGCUACCCAGAGCGCCAUGGGAUGUCACCACUGCACACCCAGCUCCAGUCGAAUGCAUUGCGCAACCUGUGACAAACUAUGUCGGAAACAAUGACACUGAGCCGUUCCCUCCUCUUGGAACAAAAGCUCCCCGACCUCGUGUACAGCAAGUGCAGUCAUCGAGACCAUGGACUCCUGCUGCACCACCUGGACUAUCGACUCACCCAGGCCAGUAUUCUCAACUGGCUCUUGCCGCUGAGCUUAAAGAGCCCAUCGACUUUGAUGAAAGAAUUCAGAUCGAAGAUGAAGUCGCUAGCCGCCGAUAUUUCAACACGACGGCUCAUCGCAAACCUAAGUCCAAGGCCAAGGGAAAGUCUAGCAAUCCAUCCUUCAAGGUGGAACUUGAUCUUCCGGACUGGGACCCUAGAGUGAGCAAGCUACCUAGCAAAUCAGACCAGAGUCAACCAAAGGCAUCUCUUGUCCAAGCAGCCCCAACUCCUCGGGCGAAGCCUCUAGUUGUGCCAGACUGCAGUAACGAUUUACUCCAGAUUCUGGACUGUGCCAGAACAUAUAGAGGACAUCUAGACAUGGAAAUCGCCAUCGGCCGCGUCCUGAUCGAAGGCUUGAGAGGGCCCGAAGCAAAGGAAUUUGCUGCCUCUAGGCCCAUGUCUUCCAAGCGUAUGGCAGCAGGCAUCAAGGAACACCUCUCUUCGGAUCAGGGAUCAGCUCUUCACUUCAUCGAAAGGCUGACUUCAUCCACUGUCGAGGCGUGCCAGAUCCCAACUCCACAACUGUUUCAUCAAGAUCCUGUUGAAGAAUAUUGGUAUGAGUUCCACUGCGAGGACAAACAUCACAACCGCCUCAUCGUCAAUGUCAAGGGUCCUGAUGAUACAAAAGUCGAACUCGUUCCUACUACAAUCGGUCAAGCAUUCUUCCACUACCCAAAGCGAAGGUGGGAUGCUUGCUUUGCUGUGAAAGGCCGAAAGCCAUACACGCACCGCAAGGCAGUCAUGGAGUUCUUGGAGAAGCUAUCAGCUGAAGUUCGUGAUUCUAAGGACGGUCGUCUUGUUGAUCUUCGCUUCCUGGUGACCAGUGACCUGAAGGUUGAGAGUGCCUACACCAAGAAGCGUCUUUCGUUCCGUCACAUCCACAACGAGCGCAUCACACUGCACCUCACGGAGGUACAAGAUCUGUUCAGAGGUUGGAUGAGGGAUAACACCUCGCUUCAUCAAUUCGCGUCUCGGGAGAAGACUGAGAUGAUUGCAUCUGGACGGUUCUGGUUCGAGGCAAACCUUUCAAUCUCUUCCAAGUCUUUCUUCGACCAAAAUCUGGUUACGAAGACGGGUGAUGAUGCCGCUUGGAACGCAAAGGAUGUGCUUGUCGACAAGAUGCUGUCGGAUGUCCAGGAUGUUAUUGAUCGUGUUGUCAUUCGUAUGGAUGGUGUUGGUGUGCAGAACAAGGGAUGGCGUGGUAGCGAGGAAGACAUGGCUGAGCUGGAGGAAUGGGAGCAAAGCAACAAGAUGCAGGGUCGUGUUGACUACUGGUGA
Aureobasidium uvarum is the source of this 2910-nucleotide messenger RNA. NCBI's taxonomy places the organism in Eukaryota, Fungi, Ascomycota, Dothideomycetes, Dothideales, Saccotheciaceae. The record is from the annotation of a GenBank genome assembly.